AUGAGGGAUCCCACUACCGAUAUGGAACAAAAUUCACAGCAAACGACCAACGGGUCGACGGCCUCGCGUCGCAACCCGCAUAAAUCGGUCCGCGUCGCGUUUGGACCUGAUUUAGAGACGACGAUUCCCACCCGCGAAAGAUCUCCAGCUCCGUUGAGUGGCCAUCAUCGUUCGCUCACGGCAGUUGAACACAAGCAACCUACACUGACGCCACACGGGCGCCCAAUUAGCUCAUCGGGAGACAACGGUGCCGUCGGAGAGAUCCCACCCCGCCGCCCAUCGCCUCGGAGAUCAGAGAGUAGCCGACCGGCUAUGCUGAAGAGAGCCAAAAGUGACUAUGGACCAAGUCGGAUAACCUUCGACAAAGCGGCAGGCGAUGACGAUGAAGAUUUUGCCAUGCGACAUGGAUGGCAGGAGGAAUAUACAUCCAGUGAAUAUCUUAAGAUCUUGCACUCGAAUUUCUACAUGUAUUUCACCGAGAAACGCCACGAGACCAAUGGCAUCCCCAGGGAUCCGGUGGGGAGUUGGCCAAGUCAGGAUUGGCGCAUGAAAGAUCGCCUCAAAACCGUAUCUGCGGCUCUGGCCAUCUGCCUGAACAUCGGGGUCGACCCUCCCGAUGUGGUCAAAACCAAUCCAACAUCAAAGCUUGAAUGCUGGGUAGACCCCACUUCUACCACAGGUGGUGGUCAAAACAAGAUCAUGGAGCAGAUCGGCAAGAAACUACAGGAGCAAUAUGAGACUUUGAGUCUUCGGACAAGAUACAAACAGUAUCUGGAUCCAUCAGUUGACGAGACUAAGAAAUUCUGCAUCUCACUUCGCCGAAAUGCCAAGGACGAGCGAGUUCUUCUACAUUACAAUGGACACGGAGUGCCGUUGCCAACUCAAUCGGGUGAAAUCUGGGUUUUCAACAAGAACUAUACCCAGUAUAUCCCCGUCCCACUGUAUGAUUUGCAGUCUUGGCUAGCUGGGCCUAGUCUUUUUGUCUUUGAUGUUUCACAUGCGGGCAACAUCGUCCAAAAUUUCCACACUUUUGUGGAGAAGCAUGAGAAAGAGAAUGUUGAAACUAAGAAACGAGACCCGAAUGCCGUCAUUCAGAAUUAUGGUGACUGCAUCCUUCUAGCUGCGUGCCAGAAGACGGAGUCCCUUCCGACCAAUCCCGACCUACCUGCAGAUCUGUUCACAUGUUGCUUGACGACACCGAUUGAAAUCGCAUUGCGCUUUUUCAUCUUGCAGAACCCUUUACGCACAAACAUUUCCAUUGACGACUUCCGAGUUCCCGGUCGACUUCAAGAUCGUCGAAGCCCUCUCGGAGAACUGAAUUGGAUCUUCACUGCAAUUACCGAUACUAUUGCAUGGAACACCUUACCUCGGGCUUUGUUCAAGAAGCUCUUCCGACAGGAUCUAAUGGUCGCCGCUCUUUUCCGCAACUUUUUGCUCAGUGAACGCAUCAUGCGCACAUACAAAUGCCAUCCGAUAUCUUCUCCUGAAUUGCCAGACACACACCAUCACCCUCUAUGGAAAAGCUGGGACCUUGCAGUUGAGAUGGUCUUGUCUCAGCUACCUGCUCUCAUUGAUCAAGAAGAAGGGCGCCGGCAGUAUGAGUACCAACACUCGACUUUCUUCGCUGAGCAACUCACUGCUUUUGAGGUGUAUCUCUCGUCCGGCCCUACGGAGAAGAAUCCACCAGAUCAGCUUCCUAUUGUCCUUCAAGUCCUCCUGAGUCAGGCACAUCGCUUGCGGGCCUUGAUUCUUCUAAGUAAAUUCCUCGACCUCGGCCCAUGGGCUGUCCAUCUUGCACUCAGCAUUGGCAUCUUCCCCUAUGUUGUUAAGUUGCUGCAAUCAGCAGCGCAAGAAUUGAAACCAGUUAUGGUCUUCAUUUGGGCGAGAAUCAUGGCAGUCGACCACACUGUACAAAAUGAUCUACUCAAAGACAACGGCAUCCACUACUUUAUCUCAAUUCUGAAUCCUUCUUCGCCCAUUCCUGUGGGAAAUGCCAGCGAACACAGGGCCAUGUGUGCUUUCAUAGUCUCGAUCUUCUGCAAAAACUAUCCCCAAGGACAGAACGUCUGCCUAUCUGGUGAGUUGUUUGAUUCGUGCCUCAGACAUCUCGGCGACGUGGAAAAUCCCUUGCUACGGCAAUGGUCUUGUCUGUGUCUCAGUAUGCUCUGGUGUGAUUUCCCCGAAGCGAAGUGGAUGGGCAUUCGAUGUGCAGCCCCCGCCAGGCUCUGCGAGUUGAAUUUUGACCCCGUACCCGAAGUUCGCGCUGCCAUGCUUCACGCUGUGACUACGUUCUUAGGAAUUCCAGAUCUGACAGACCAAGUUGCACAAAUCGAGGAAACACUAGCCUUGGCAGUCUUGCCCAUGUCUGCCGAUGGAAGUGUGGUUGUAAGGAAGGAGCUUUUGGUGUUCUUCUCAACCUUCGUCAGACGCCACCAAAACAAGUUUUUGGUCGCAGCUUUUGAGGAGCUUGAGGAAGAAAAGCGGUCUGUGAUUCAGCGCUGGGAGAGCGAAACCUCUCAGGCUAGCCGCUCCGAAGGACAGACUGGAGCACUAGUUUCUCAUGCAACAAUUCCCCAGCUAUCUCGCAAUACGACUUUUGGGACUAUCUGGAAGCAGCUUCUAGCUCUCUCAGUUGACCCUCAUCCUGAUAUCGCCCAGGAUGCUGCCGUCAUCGUUGAUUACAUCCACCUUGCCUUGUUGGAAUCUCCAAUGGCGCCACUAACUGACAAGCUUCAGAACGAGAUUCUGGAAAUUACGGGCUUGGCGAAAUUACAAUCUCGCGAGCGAACUGAGGCAAAGAAAACCGCGCCACCCUCUACACCUCCCAUGUCUGGAGCGGCAGCCCCCAAACAAGAAGGUUAUCUUUCUUUGGGCUUUAGACGAACUGCCAGCGUCGCUGCUUCCCUCAAAAACCUCGCUUUUGGCAAUUCAACACCAGGAGACCCAUCUUCAGAUAACUCGAACCCUCCUUCGCCUUCAACUAGCCGUAUGACCAUUACCCCACGCGGUCGGGCCCCUCCUGAGUGGACCCGACCCCCGGAAGGAAAUGAUCAUGUUGCUCCCGCAACGGCAUACCACCAGGCUCCGAUCCCCACAUCCCGAGGGUUCGAACCCAAAGGCUUAGAUGCCGUGCCGAUUGUUCCCCUGAAGAGUAGAUUUCUAGACUGGUCCACUGAGUAUUUCCGGGAGCCCCAGAUGAAACCGAACGAGCCGGAUGAGCCCGGGAGCUCUGACUACAACCAGCGCCUCUGGAGACGCGGCCGCAACGAAAAGAUAAUUGCCGAGACCCAACCACUCAAAGGAAAAGCUGGAGCGAGCCGGUGGGAUAACUCGGUUGCUUUGCUAUCGAAUGGGAGCCAGCCCCACAAGAUGUGCUUCCAUCAAUUCGAGGAUCACCUUGCUGUCGCAGAUGACCGGGAUACUAUCUCAAUUUGGGACUGGCAGAGCCACAAACGCCUCAGCCAAUUCUCAAAUGGCAAUCCGGUCGGGUCAAAGAUCAACGAAGUUCGAUACAUCAAUGAGGACGACCAGGCACUACUUAUGACUGGAUCUUCUGACGGUGUGAUCAAACUUUUCCGUCAUUACGAAAAUAAUAAGAAAAUUGAAGUUGUCACAGCCUUCAGAGCCCUCCCUGAACUAAUUCCAAGCAAUCGCAAUGCAGGCCUAGUACUUGAUUGGCAGCAAGGUCAGGGUAAAGCUCUGGUUGCAGGUGAUGUCAAGGUUAUCCGCGUCUGGAAUGCUGCUACUGAGGUGUGCACAAACGACAUUCCAGCACGAUCGGGUUCCUGCAUCACAUCCUUGACAUCUGACCAAGUAGCAGGUAACAUCUUCGUUGCUGGUUUUGGUGACGGUGCUGUCCGGGUCUUUGAUCAACGGUUAAAGCCAACCACGUCCAUGGUCAAAGUCUGGCGUGAGCACAAGCAAUGGAUUACAAAUGUCCAUAUGCAGCGUGGUGGCUUGCGAGAACUGAUAUCAGGUGGCCGAAAUGGUGAGGUCCGACUUUGGGAUAUUCGCAUGGAUAGCCCGAUCUCCACCAUCUAUGCUACCAAAGACACCCUGCGGACCUUGAGUGUUCACGAGCACGCUCCUGUCUUCAGCAUGUACGUUUCCUCCGCCGCAGUAUUUUAG
Messenger RNA from Penicillium digitatum Pd1, 4128 nucleotides. RefSeq names its product ubiquitin-binding TORC1 subunit KOG1. Gene Ontology annotation, cellular component: TORC1 complex; cytoplasm. Gene Ontology annotation, biological process: TOR signaling; regulation of autophagy; cellular response to starvation. The record is from RefSeq and is a predicted model, not a curated record. NCBI's taxonomy places the organism in Eukaryota, Fungi, Ascomycota, Eurotiomycetes, Eurotiales, Aspergillaceae. Gene Ontology annotation, molecular function: protein-macromolecule adaptor activity; protein binding.